Messenger RNA from Diprion similis, 1649 nucleotides. It is a transcript of the gene eIF2Bgamma, whose product is annotated as translation initiation factor eIF-2B subunit gamma. Gene Ontology annotation, cellular component: guanyl-nucleotide exchange factor complex; eukaryotic translation initiation factor 2B complex. The transcript is spliced from 5 exons. NCBI's taxonomy places the organism in Eukaryota, Metazoa, Arthropoda, Insecta, Hymenoptera, Diprionidae. Gene Ontology annotation, molecular function: guanyl-nucleotide exchange factor activity; translation initiation factor activity. The coding region runs from base 177 to 1568 and encodes 463 amino acids. Gene Ontology annotation, biological process: biosynthetic process; cytoplasmic translational initiation. The record is from RefSeq and is a predicted model, not a curated record.
AUAUUCUACCCAAUAGAUUUCACCAUAUUUCUGAUCAGUGAAGAGUCAUACGGAAGAAGAAAGAAUAAAAAGAUUGUAUUAGAAGAUGUCAACAGUAGUCAAGAGUUAACCUGUCUGUCAAGCAAAUAGUAAUCCUCCAAAUUUAACCCUUUGCACCUGGAAUUUCCUGACCUAACAUGUGGCACCGAAAGGAAUUUCAAGCCGUAGUCCUUGCUGGAAGCAAAGGAUCCCGAAUGACAGAACUGACAGCUGGUCGAGCCAAAUGCUUGUUGCCAAUUGGAAAUUUUCCCAUGAUCUUCUAUCCUCUAAAACUUUUAGAAUGUACUGGGUUUAUGGAAGUCAUUGUUGUGGCACCAGAAGACUUAAAAAAUGAAAUAGCGUCAGCCAUAGAAGACAUGGGUUUAAGAACUAAAAUUGAUUUGGUUGGAAUCCCAGGUGGGGAUGAUUUAGGUACUGCCGACAUCCUCCGAUCAAUCCACGAGAAGUUCUACACAGACGUUGUUGUUGUAUCCUGCGACUUGGUCACGUGUGUUGAUUUAACUGCAAUUUUCGAUUCUUAUAGAACUCAUUCAGCGAGCAUUACUGCUCUGCUGUUCCAAGUUCCUACUGUUCCUGACAAAUUUAUUAAUCCUGGACCAAGGAGCAAAGUGAAACCAGAGAAAGAUUUGAUCGGAAUAGACAAAGAAACUGGUCGUUUAAUUUUUCUUGCCUCUGCAUCAGAUUUUGAAGAAACGAUUAAUAUAUCAAGAAAACUCUACAAGAAACAUAUGGAUUUCCAAAUCCACUCAAAACUUUUGGAUGCGCACUUAUAUGUCAUCCGUAAAUGGGUUUUGGAUUAUCUUGUUACUGACAAGAGCAUCAGCUCUAUUAAAGGCGAAUUAUUGCCAUAUAUUAUCAAGAAACAAUUAGCAGCAUCAAACAACCCCAAAAAAAUGGAAAAAAAUACAUCUAUCAUAGGAAAAAACACUAAGAAAGAUGUAUUUCAAUUUGCAAUGGAAAACCCUUGGGAUAAACGCCACAAACCUUUAUGUGUUUUGAUUGCUGAAAUGUCAGCAUUUAAUGACCACUCGACAAAUUUGGAAAGUGCUUAUAACGGAGAUUUGAUAAAGUGUUAUGCCGUCAUUGAAAGUAAUCAAUUUGGAGCUAGGGCAAAUAACGUGCAGAUGUAUGCUCUGGCAAACAAAAUAAUUAAUGAAGAUUGGUUUUUUAUGGAUGAGGUGCCACUAAUAAAACCUUCUGAAGAACCAGUGAUCAAAAGCAACCAAGUUGUAAAUUGCCGGAUUAAUAAAAAAGUAGUUAUCAAUGAAAAGACAUCACUAAAGGACACUUACAUUGAUACAAAUUCAGUUAUAGAAACGAAAACAAGGGUUUUAAACUCCAUCCUGAUGGAAAACGUGGUGAUCAAAGAAGGAUGCGUAAUUAGCAAUUGCAUAUUGUGCAAUGACAGUGUAGUCGAAAAAGGCUGCGAGCUAAAUCAUUGUAUAGUAGGAGCCAAUCAUACGGUACCAGCUGGUAGUCGGUAUUCUGAUGAAGUUUUGACUGAUAUUGAUAAUCUAAUGGAAAUUUAAAGAUUUGAGAAAGUAACAUUAUUUGCAAUGUAUUUUAAUAACAUCAAAUACUACAAAAUAAAUAAUUUGUUUACUUCUAAU